Messenger RNA from Cinclus cinclus, 1302 nucleotides. RefSeq names its product ST6 N-acetylgalactosaminide alpha-2,6-sialyltransferase 4 (gene ST6GALNAC4). Lineage: Eukaryota; Metazoa; Chordata; Aves; Passeriformes; Cinclidae. The record is from RefSeq and is a predicted model, not a curated record. The transcript has 6 exons. Gene Ontology annotation, molecular function: alpha-N-acetylgalactosaminide alpha-2,6-sialyltransferase activity. Gene Ontology annotation, biological process: ganglioside biosynthetic process; oligosaccharide metabolic process. Bases 120 to 1013 code for a protein of 297 amino acids.
AUAAUGUUCGUCAUGUGGAAGAGCAGGAAACAUGCCAAGAAAUCAGACUGAAGGCCCAUCUGAGGAGAUGAGGAGGGUGCGAGCCCCCACCCUCCCGUUGAUUUACCAGCCCCCCGAGGAUGAAGACGCUGGUCGGGCUGUUCCUGACUCUGGUGUGCGCGGUGGUGGCGGCGAUGCUGCUCAUCCCGCUGUGCUACCGCACCCGUAUGCAGCCCUGCUGUCCGGCCCUAGGGCUGCGGGACAGCCCCACCGCAUCCAGCGUCCGCAGCUUCCAGGGGUACAGCCGCGUUCCCGACGGAAAGCCGCUGGAGCGAGUGCUGUGCCACCACUGUGCCAUUGUCUCCAGCUCGGGGCAGAUGCUGGGCUCACAGCUGGGACAGGCCAUCGACAGGCAGCAGUGUGUCCUGCGCAUGAACCAUGCCCCCACCACUGGCUACGAGCAGGACGUGGGGACACGCUGCACUAUCCGGGUGGUCUCACACACCAGCGUUCCACUGCUGCUGAGGAACCAGCCCUACUUCUUCCAACAGUCCAAAGAGACACUCUACUUCAUCUGGGGGCCAGCAAAGAAGAUGAACAGGGAAAAAAUGGGCUCAACCUACCAGGCACUGCUCAAGGUGAUAGAAAAGUACCCCCAGGUGCAGAUCUACACCCUGACUGAGGAGAAGAUGACGUACUGUGAUGAUGUCUUCCAGAAUGAGACAGGGAAGAACAGGAUGAAAUCUGGCUCCUUCCUGAGCACGGGCUGGUUCACCAUGAUCCUGGCCAUGGAGCUGUGCGAGCAGAUCAGUGUCUUUGGCAUGGUCAGCGAUAGCUACUGCAGGGGAAAGAACCACUCCAGCGUGCCAUACCACUACUUUGAGAAAGGCCAGCUGGACGAGUGCAAGAUGUACCUGAUGCACGAGCAAGCUCACCGUGCCGGACACCGCUUCAUCACCGAGAAAACCAUCUUCUCCCGCUGGGCCAAGAGGGGGAACAUUGUUUUCAACCACCCAUCCUGGGCCGGCAGGUAGGGCACCAGCCAUGGGGUGAGGCAGCAGGAACCUCGGCAGCAAGGCAGCUCUCAUCCUGCAGCAACAUGUCUCAGCUCUGCCAGUGCCACGGUUGGACACCUUUUUGCCAAGCCCUGGAGCAGGGAGUCUCCGUCUCUGCAGCAGCAGUGCCUGUUUCCCCAGCUGCUGGGUGGGCUGGGAACCCUCUGUUGGUACAUGGGGGGCAUGAGCUGGACCCGUGCAGUCCCACCAGCUCCAAACACCUGCCUGGAUGGACACAGGGAGACCUGGUUUUCUGCUCUCCCUACUA